CUAGGAAAGAGGUUUAGACCCGCCAGAUGCUGCCCCAAGAGGGAACGGGUGAAGACGCCAGCAGGGCAUGGGGGCCGUGGGGCAGGGGCUUGGCGCAAGGUCUCUGGCCUCUGCACCAUGAGCGCUCUAAGCUAGAGGGAGCAGGGCCAGCUGGGUGCGGGUUGGGGGCGCCGAGUGGGCUGAGCCAGGCUGCGGCAACAGGGUGGGAGAGGCCCAGGACUCAGAGCCCUCCCAGCCCCCCAGGCAGCACUCAGGCCUUGACCUCAGCUGACCCUGAUAGCCCAGGAGGAGCGCAGGGUCUAAUUUUAGCUCCAGCUGCAGGGCCCACAGACAGGAGUGCCCGUCAGCCGGCACAGGGGUGGCCAGGACAGCUCAGGGGCUGCUCAGGCAUGGGGAAGAUUAGGAAGAACAGCCCUGCUUCCAUCCAGCCCUGCACCCUGGUCAAGCUGCCUCCUGGGGGAGCCUGUCGGGUCCCCCAUGGCCUGGCAGAUGAUCCUUCUCUCUGUUGAGGCCAAGGUCAGGGGGUGCAGACAGAAGGGUGGAAGGACACGGCCUUGCACUCUGGACAGAGGUUGUUGCAUCAACCUGAGCAGUGCCCAAGGGCAGGGGGCCCUGCUGGGAGGACAAAGGGCUCACUUGGUUGUCCAGAGGCCAAGGAAGCAGGGUCCUGACCUCAGGUAGGCCAGGCCAGAAAGCUGGGUCCUACCUGGCCUCCGUGUGCCUGGCCAGUGACUCGCCGUUUGACCUCACACAGGCAGCCUGCUCUCGUGGGCCUCAGUCUUCUCAUCUGUACAAUGAGGGCACUGAACUAGAAGGCUGGUUCCGGCUCGAGCAUCCCACCCAUGGCCCUGCUCCUCCUGCUUGCCCCAGCGCUGGCUGCAGGUGGCCACAUGCAGUCGUGGAGAAGAAACUCCCUCUGGCUGGCAUUGCUGGCCUCUUGGCUCCUCAUCUUCCUGGGAGGCUCCCCUUUUCUCCGCCUGGCAGUGCCCACCAGACCUCGGGAAGGAGCCCCCCAAGGCUGGCCCCGCUGGCUGGAUGCAGAGCUCCUACAGAGUUUCUCCCAGCCUGGGGAGCUCCUGGAAGAUGCGCCUCAACCUCCUCAAGCCCCCCAUGGUGGCAGCUGCAAUUGGGGGACUUGCUUUGAUGCUUCGAAGUGCAGGGGUGGUGGCCUCAAAGUGUCUGUGUACCCUGCUGCCGGGGCUCUCUCUGACACUCACCGCAGGAUCCUGGCUUCCAUCGAGAGCUCCCGCUACCACACAGGCAGCCCCACUGACGCCUGCCUCCUCCUCCUCCUCCUGGACAGCCCGGCUGGGAGGUGCAGCCACGUGCCCCCUCAAUGGAAUGGGGGCAGGAACCAUCUGGUCCUCAGCCUCCACCCAGCCCCCUGCCCCUGGCCCUUCCAGCUGGGACAGGCCAUGGUGGCCGAGGCCAGCCCCACCGUGGACACCUUCAGAGCAGGCUUUGACGUGGCCCUGCCGCUUCUCCCUGAAGCCCACCCGCUGAGAGGUGGGGCACCUGGCCAGCUGAGGCAGCACAGCCCCCACCCCGGGGUGGCCCUGCUAGCCCUGGCAGAGGAGAGGGGCAGGUGGCGCACAGCAGGCACCAACUUCUCUGGCUGCCCCUGGGAUGGGAGCUAUGAGCGGGACCAUGGACCUGAGCAGACUCACCCUGGGGCAAUGCUACCCAAUGCCACCUUCUGCCUCAUUCCUGGCCUCCGUCCUGAUGCCUUGCACUUCCUCCAAGCCCUGCAGGCUGGCUGCAUCCCUGUGCUUCUCAGCCCUCGAUGGGAGCUGCCCUUCUCCGAGGUCAUCGACUGGACCAAGGCGGCCAUUGUCGCUGAUGAGAGGCUCCCACUUCAGGUCCUGGCUGCCCUCCGGGAGAUGCCCCUAACACGCGUCCUUGCCCUCCGUCAGCAGACCCAGUUUCUGUGGGAUGCCUACUUCUCCUCAGUGGAGAAGGUCAUCCAUACCACUCUGGAGAUUAUUCAGGACCGCAUCUUUGGAGCAUCUGCUCACCCCUCGCUACUGUGGAACAGCCCCCCAGGGGCACUCCUGGCCCUGCCCACUUUUUCUACAAGCCCCUCGGACUUCCCCUUCUACCACCUACAACAGGGCUCUCGCCCUGUGGGCAGGUUCAGCGCCCUGAUCUGGGUGGGGGCCCCAGGCCAGCCCCCUCUGAAGCUCAUCCAGGCGGUGGCAGGCUCCCAGCACUGUGCCCAGAUCUUGAUUCUCUGGAGCAGUGAGAAGCCACCCCCUCCCAGGUGGCCCGAGACAGCAGUGCCUUUGACAGUCAUUGAUGGGCAUGGGAAGGUCAGUGACCGCUUCCUCCCGUACAGUGCCAUCAGUACCGAUGCUAUCCUCAGCCUCGAUGCCCACAGCAGUCUUUCCACAAGUGAGGUGGACUUUGGUUUUGCGGUGUGGCAGAGCUUCCCAGAGCGGAUGGUGGGCUUUCUGGCAUGCAGCCAUUUCUGGGAUGAAGCCCAGGAUGGCUGGGGCUACACCACCCAGAGGGCCAACAAGUUCUCCAUGGUUCUCACCUCGGCUGCCUUCUACCACAGGUAUUACCACACUCUAUUCACCUACUCCCUGCCCAAGGCUCUGAGGACCCUGGCAGAUGAGGCACCCAGCUGUGCCGACGUCCUGAUGAACUUCCUAGUAGCAGCAGUCACCAAGCUGCCUCCUAUCAAGGUGCCCUAUGGGAAGUGGCAUCAGGAUGCCAGGCUCCCGCUGGUGAGGACUGAUGGGGAGAGGUGGACACUGGCUGGGGAAGGGACACCCUUUCACUGUCUAAUCCAAACCCUUUGUGCUGCAGGAGGGCAGGGGAGAUGUGUGGGUUCUGAAGGACAGAGAAGCCCUCUAUUUCUCCUCCCUCUCUUAGGCAUCUGGAGGCCCAGGGUCCAGGCCAGAGCUGCAGGGCUUUGCACCCGACUGCAUCAACCAGAUGGCUGUAGGGUUCGGCCACAUGCCCUUGGUGUCAUCUCACCUCCGUCUGGACCCAGUGCUCUUCAAGGACCCCGUGUCUGUGCUGCGCAAGAAGUAUCGAAGCCUGGAGAAGCCCUAGAUGGGACCAAAUCCUCGCCUCCUGCACGGACUUGCCAUCCCCACCCCAUCCUCUGCGCUUGCACAGCCGGUGUUUCCUGUAGACCUGACAGUCCAUGCUGCCUGGCCAGGUACAUCAUCAGGAAUGGCCUGGGCACCCCAGGAGGGUAGGGUUGUGUCCCCUUCUCUCUCACCUGGCAGAUGCGCCACAAAUACUAGACGAGCAGAUAGAUGGAAGGUAUCAACUGUGUGCCUGGCCCUAUGCCGACGGUGGCGGGAAUGCGGAGUGUGAUGGAGAGACAAAGCUCCGUCCCCCACCCCCGGGACUCCUAGUCCGGCGGGAAGGCGGCUACCUACCCAGGACGCCUGGGUUGCCAGACGCAAUCCUUGAGCCCCAGCGAUGGAACAAAGAGGCGCGGGGAAGCCCACUUCAGGACUUCCUCCCCGACUGGGGGGAGCAGGGUGAGGAGGGGAGAAGGGAUGGGAACGCAGGUGGGCAGUCCCCGGCCCGCUCUGCAUUACCAGCCUGGACCACUAGAGGUCAGCGCCGCACCGCGCUCCCUCCUCGCGAACAGGAAGCGCGUCCUCAACAGCGUCCCGUUCGGGGGCGCGGGAGUGUUGGUCAGGUGCAGCCCCAGGUCUGAGAACUGGAGCCGGGGAAUCGAAGGAAUGGCCCCGCCCCCUCGGGCAACGUACUCGGGACUAAGAAGGGGCCAGCCGUUUCCAGGAGGGCUGGGUGGGAGGAGUUCCGCAGGGCCGUGGUGGUCGUCCUGGAGUGGGGGAAGGGACGCUGAGCGCCCCCCCCCCC
This is a messenger RNA of Manis pentadactyla (Chinese pangolin), 3846 nucleotides long. It is a transcript of the gene EXTL1, whose product is annotated as exostosin like glycosyltransferase 1. The record is from RefSeq and is a predicted model, not a curated record. Gene Ontology annotation, cellular component: membrane. The transcript has 11 exons. Gene Ontology annotation, molecular function: glycosyltransferase activity. Lineage: Eukaryota; Metazoa; Chordata; Mammalia; Pholidota; Manidae. The coding region runs from base 843 to 3209 and encodes 788 amino acids.